AUGUCCUGCUACGACCUGUGCUCCACCCCUGCCUCUGGCAUCAGCUGCCCCCAGCCCCUGGCCGACAGCUGCAACCAGCCCUGCGUGCAGCAGUGCCCUGACUCCACCGCCCUGAUCCAGCCUCCUCCAGUCGUGGUCACCUUCCCUGGCCCCAUCCUCAGCUCCUUCCCUCAGAGCUCUGCUGUGGGCUCCUCUGGAGCUCCCUUCCUUGGGCCCUCUGGAGGCUCCUCCCUGGGCUUUGGGGGUCUGUAUGGCUCUGGGAGCUCCUCCCUGGGCUUUGGGGGUCUGUAUGGCUCUGGAGACUCCUCCCUGGGCUACAGAGGUCUAUCCCUUGGUUCUGGCCUCUGCAGCCCUUCCUCCUACCGGUUCAACAGGCUCCGCCGUGGGAGCUGUGGGCCCUGCUAG
Messenger RNA from Dryobates pubescens (Downy woodpecker), 405 nucleotides. Its product is annotated as scale keratin-like. Gene Ontology annotation, cellular component: intermediate filament. The transcript has 2 exons. The record is from RefSeq and is a predicted model, not a curated record. NCBI's taxonomy places the organism in Eukaryota, Metazoa, Chordata, Aves, Piciformes, Picidae. Bases 1 to 405 code for a protein of 134 amino acids. Gene Ontology annotation, molecular function: structural constituent of cytoskeleton.